Messenger RNA from Brachypodium distachyon (stiff brome), 1186 nucleotides. RefSeq lists its product as uncharacterized. NCBI's taxonomy places the organism in Eukaryota, Viridiplantae, Streptophyta, Magnoliopsida, Poales, Poaceae. The transcript is spliced from 5 exons. Bases 185 to 823 code for a protein of 212 amino acids. The record is from RefSeq and is a predicted model, not a curated record.
UUUUUUUUUGUGAGUUUGCCCCAAACUAAAAGCCCAGACCAGAGGUUCAGAAGGAUCCGUUCCGUGGCUGCGACCCCGUCGCGGCGUCGGCCCCUAUCGAACUCCGGCGGUUCCUCCCGACCAACUCCGGCGGUCCUCACCUUCUUCUGCAGCCUCGGCCCCGCCACAAUCGCACCCUCAUCACAUGGGAGCUUCCGAGUCUGUCCUCACCAGGCAACCUCAGCAGCAGCCGCGGUCGCAGUGGGCGGACGAGAUCACGACGGUGUCUGAUGGCCGGCGCGACGCCGCGGACGAGGAUCCCCUCCUCCGCCGCAUCCGGUCACUCACAAUCGCCCCGCCACUGUUAAGCGGUCAGCCAGCGGCGGGCUCGGAGACAGAGACCAGCAUCACCGACAUCCUUGUCCGGAAGCCCUCGAGUUCUUCCUCUGCCGCCUCUGGCAAUUUGAAUCCAAAUGUGAUGUUUGAGCUUUUCUCUAUGUAUCGUGAAUGGCAAGAAGAGAUGACCAAGGAAAUUAGCGAAAGACAGGGAGAGAUAGAAAAUAAGAUAGAAACAGCAGAUGCAUUGGCAGUUAAGCUUCUCCAGCGGUUCAAUUACUCUCUCACUUCGAUGAGAUCAACGUCUCAUAAUCUUGCAGAAGUUCAUCCACUGCAGGUGGAAGUUGGUGAGUUGAAGGGAAGGUUAACUGAAGUGAUAAGUAACUGUGAUGCAUUGUGCAAGAGAAUUAGUUCAGAAGGGCCAGAGAGUUUGCGAGCAUCUGUUCAACCUUUCACCACUGACAGAGUAGAGGCGGGAGGUAGAUCAUUUGUUGAAAAGGAGUCCUGAUGGCACUGAUAGGAAUGAUUGCAUGGAAAGUAUUGAGGGAACAUCAGCGCAAUUCUUUGUUAACACGGGAGGAUAAUUCAUCAGAACAAAGACCAUGUAUUAUACGUACUUUUGCUAGAUGGAUCAGAUUAUUGCUGUCCUUUUGUUCGAAUUCGGUCUCCCUUGUUGUAACCCUUGAAACUUUGAUUGUGCAUAAGAGUGUGAUAUGUACAGCAAGUCGUAGUAUCAGAAAUGAGUAGGUAGUAUUUGUUCCUGCUUUGUUGUACACUUUUCUUUCAUUUGAGAACCUGGCUGGCCUUGUCUGCAGAUGACAUUCAGUUAUUUUCGAAAGUGAAGAAAUCCAUGCUUUUCUUUCUGAGGAAA